GGCUUAGUUCUUCUUGAAUGCUCUGAGCUUUUAUGGGAACAUAUGUGCAGCUUAGAGUUCCUCCUGAUUUAGCCAAAUUCAAUGUAAAAAGAAUAAGUCUCACGUUUGUCCAUAAAAACGAAUUCAAUCAACCUAAAACAACGAAACAAACACAUGCGCAAAUUAAUGUUACCAACAUACGUGCCAUAAUUUUUCAGACCAAUUCCGGGACAUUGAGUUAAAUUGUCCGGGACUUUUGCCGAUUUUCCGGGACAUGUAUAAAAUGAUGCGAUAUUUAUAGACAUAUGCAUAUUUGGUACGUUUUUUUGUUUCGCAUCGUUAAUUGCAAAAGUUCGAAAGCCAAUCCGAAAUACACUUCUAGUAACGUCAAAUUAAACAUUACUACUUCCGUUACUAGAUACAAGCCACGUGUUUUCAGUGUAAGCGUUCUAAACAUAGAUGGUGACGUCACUGUGUUAUUGUUAUUAAGACCGGUGUGUAACGCGAAGUUGUUGAUACGCCUUUAUUAAUUCGUUGUUGGGCUUCAGAUGUGUGAACAACUAUACUCUGCCCUUACGCAGCGGGAAAUAAUGACGUAGUAGAUUAAAGUCAAUUAACAACCACAUUAAACAAUGCCGCCUUUUCUGUUUGACCGCGAACGUGAGACAAUCGAUAUGAUAACAGGGCCCCUGUUAAUUGAUCGAUUUUGACAGGUAGCGUAGUCUGCCUAUUCGGGUAGGCAUUGUCAUGGAGACGCUGCAGAUAUACACAGAGUCGAUGUGCAGUUAAGCCUAAGAUAAGGUGCUGAAAUACUGUUAUAUUAAAUCACUUGCAAUGAGUUCAGUGGAGCCAAUGUCAAGGGUUGGUGUAGCCCUUGAUCUCAUUUUAAAGACACUGAUUGCCUCCCAGGACUUCAACAAUAUACAGAGCAAAAACUGGGAAGCCAUAGCAAAGCUUGUGCCUGGCACAACAGGUGGAAUGGUUGCCAGGCGAUACGAAGAACUGUUAUUCAGUGGGGAGGUGUUUCCCUUUGAAACAUUUGAAAAAUCCAUGAAUGGUCAAGGCAGUUCUAUUUUGCCGAAUAUGUCUGACCCAGAUGCCAUUAAAAGCAGCAGACCAAACUCUGCCUUGAAAUCUAAAGGAACCAAGGAUGACAAGGAAGCUAAUGGGAAAGACAGCGGCGGCGAUUCCAAAUCUUCAGACAAAGGCCCAAUGAUGGUGAUACACGUAUGUGAUGAAGCAAAGAACUUGAAGAAGGACUUCCAGUGUCCCCGUGACCAACUGGUCCAGGAGAUGAAGUAUUUCGCAGAGUACCUGUCAACGGAUGCUCAAAGGUGGGAGGAAGUUGACAUCUCUGUUCACUGCGACGUGCAGAUCUUUGAGUGGCUUAUGCAGUACGUAAAACGGGGUGACCACGCAGAGAAGCCCAAACUUGAGCCCAACAACGUCAUUUCCAUUCUUAUUUCUUCAGAUUUUCUUAAAAUGGAUGCUUUGGUUCAGGAGUGCAUUGAGUAUUGCCAUGGCAACAUGAGUGCCAUUGUUAGCACACCAUGUAACAUGAACUGCAUCAAUGACAAACUGGUAGCCAGGAUUGCUGAUUUGUUCUCUCAUACUGAGGCUGAUGACAUCAAAGACAGAAAAGAUAAGUUUAAAAGUAAACUGUUUGCUAAAAAGUUAGAGAAGUUGUUUGAAAGUGACUUCACCUGUCUAGACUGUCCAGAAAAUGCCUCUACCUUAUUCAGAUGUUCAGUUUGCAAGAGAAUGCUGACCCGGAACCUGGAGACGAGGGUAAAGUGUAUGCCAAGCAGGAUGACAAUUGACAAGCGGGGUCAGCUGACAUUCUGCCAUGUGAAGGAUACAACAUUUGAUAUCAAUCAGUAUCUUAUUGACUUGAAAACACAGCUCAAAUCAUGGAGGGAUGUGUACUGGAGGAUUUGGGGCACGAUCCACUACCAGUCGUGUGGUCGCUGUGGGGAGAUGUUCUCAUGCAUGGACUACGGGCACUGCAAGUACCACCCAGAGGCUCCCCGCUUUGACAAUGAGGCAGCUGAUACUGCCUUUCUUGGCUCCUACCCCUGCUGCCAUCAGAAAUGCCUGAGGUUUGAUCCCACUCAACAGAACAAGGGUUGUAGGGUGCGAGACCAUGUGGUGAACGAGUCACAUGUGAACCCCGUUAGUGACUCCGAUCCCCAACGGCAGCUCAACAAGGUGUAUGACGACUUGCUUUCCCACAGGGACGCUAUUUGUGUCCCAUAUCAAAGACUGACUGAUGCCAGUGAGAUGGAGAUCAACGUGUUUGCCAAUGAGGAGUUUGCCAGCAGGUCAAGGUCGGGGGGCGUGGCCAUAUCCUCUGUGAUAUCGGGCAUCGAGGAUGAAGCACAUGCUUCUGAUACUGCUCGCCCUGUACCGAGGCUGCAGGCACUGACAGUGGACAAGGAGGUCUCGUUUGAUUAUGAUGAUCCUGGCUUUGGUGAGAGCGAUGAUGAGAUUGGCGAUGAUGAACAGCCCAAGGGCACUGCCAAGAAGGGGCGGGGCUUGCGUAGGUCGAGGGUUACUAUUGACCCACAAGCUAUUCUCAUGGAUGCCCCUGGGUUUGAGCAAACGAAGAAAAACACGUGGGAUGUCUCUCGCUCCAUGAGAUAUAACCAGGAUGCUCAGAGGUCAGAAGAUAUGCGUAGAAUGAAGGAAAUACGUGUCUAUCUGACCAAACUGAGACUCAAUCCAGAAAAACUAGAACGCCCAAAAAAGGAACAUAUUGGUGGCGUGUUCUGUCGCCUUGAGUCGCAGUGGAAGACCCAGUACCUGCAGCAGCAAGCCCGCCAGCAGGCCCAGGCCCAGCUCAGACUUAGUCGCAGUAACACUUACCAUACACUGCCUUCAAGAAAAGACAAGCGAGCUUUGUCAGGGGUGUAGACCACACAGGAAUCGCUCAAGACUGACACAGAUCCGUUCUUCCAUAGUCUAAUGAAAGAUGUGAAAGAUACUCACUAUGUGAUACUAAUGACAUACGUGCCGACAGUUCAAAAUCUAGAUUGCUCUCAGUACUAUUUAUCGAAAAUGAACUACAUGUGAACCCACUCAAAACAUGAGCAUAAAUUAUCAAUAUAGAUUUCCAUGCAGUGUAAAUGUAAUUUAUUUAUUUUAUUUUUGUAUAUUGUUGCUUUUAUAUUCAAUGUUUGAUUUA
Molecule: messenger RNA, 3163 nt
Organism: Dreissena polymorpha
Lineage: Eukaryota; Metazoa; Mollusca; Bivalvia; Myida; Dreissenidae
Product: SANT and BTB domain regulator of class switch recombination-like
Exons: 21
Coding region: 814-2892 (692 amino acids)
Source: RefSeq, a predicted model, not a curated record